Pseudophryne corroboree (corroboree frog) is the source of this 1998-nucleotide messenger RNA. RefSeq names its product E3 ubiquitin/ISG15 ligase TRIM25-like. Gene Ontology annotation, molecular function: zinc ion binding; protein binding. The transcript has a single exon. The record is from RefSeq and is a predicted model, not a curated record. Lineage: Eukaryota; Metazoa; Chordata; Amphibia; Anura; Myobatrachidae. The coding region runs from base 1 to 1560 and encodes 519 amino acids.
AUGGCGUCUGCUGAUGUGAGACAGGAGCUGAACUGUUCCAUCUGUCUGAGCAUUUUUACAGAUCCUGUAAUCCUGAGAUGUGGCCACAACUUCUGCCGGGUCUGUAUUGAUCGAGUGCUGGAUACACAGGAAGGGUCUGGAGUUUAUACCUGUCCUGACUGCAGAGCAGAGUGUCAGGAGCGUCCUGCACUGAUACGGAACAUUCCUCUGUGUAACAUAGUGGGGAGUUUCUGGUCUACUCGGCCAGAUCAAGAGGAGACUGGGAUCUUCUGCACUUACUGUAUUCACUCAACUGUACCCGCUGCUACAUCCUGUCUGCAUUGUGAGGCUUCUCUGUGUGAUAAUCACCUGAGAGUACACAGCAAGUCACCAGAGCACGUCUUAUCUGAUCCCACUACUUCACUGGGGAACAGGAAAUGCUCUGCACAUAAGAAGGUCCUGGAGUAUUACUGCACUGAAGACGAUGUCUGUAUCUGUGUAUCUUGCAGUUUGGCCGGAGAACACCAGGGACACCUGGUGGAUAUGCUGGAUGAGGCCUCUGAGAAGAAGAAGGAGAAGCUGAGAGAUGUUCUUCAGAAACUGACCACAAAGAGAGCGGAAACUGAGAAAAGUGUCCAGAGUCUGAAGGAGCGCAGGAGAGAAGGUCAGGGAAAAGCAGCUGAUGUAACAGAGACAGUCGCUGCCCUGUUUAGAGACCUCAGGAGACAGCUGGAUGACCUGGAGAAGAGAGUCCUGAGUGAGAUCUCCAGACAGGAACAGCGCGUUUCACUCUCAGUCUCUGAUCUGAUCCGGCAGCUGGAAAUAAAGAAGGAAAAGCUGUCCAGGAAGAUGCGUCACAUUGAGGAGCUGUGUAACAUGUCUGAUCCAGUGACUGUCUUACAGGAAGCAGACACAGGGUACUUGUAUAAUACUGAGGACACAGACAGACAUAGCAACCAGGUCCAUGGUGGAGAAGAUCUGGAUGUGGGUAUCAUCUCAGAGACAACACGCAGAGGAUUAUCUAAUGUAAUAACAUGUAUAAAUAUGGGAAUCUAUAUGCAGGAUGCUACAGACAUAUUACUGGAUGUAACCACAGCUGGUAAUAAGAUACAGAUAUCAGGUGACAGGAAAACUGCAUCCAGGUCAGAUAUAAACCAGAAUCACCCAGUAACACCAGAGAGAUUUCAGUGUCCUCAGGUAAUAAGCACCAGGACAUUCUCCUCGGGGCGACAUUACUGGGAGGUGGAUGUUAGUAAAUCACAAAGCUGGAGGGUGGGGAUGUGUUAUCUCAGUAUAGGCAGGAAAGGAUGUAAGUCAUACAUUGGAGGAAAUAACAAGUCCUGGUGUCUGUGUAGGGAUAAUAAUCAGUACUCAGUGAUACAUGGCAAGAAAGAGAUCUGUUUAAUAGACUAUUGUCCGUGUGACAGAGUGAGGGUAUAUCUGGAUUAUGAGGCAGGACAGCUGUCAUUUUAUGCUCUAUCUGACCCAAUCAGACACUUACACACCUACACUGCCGCCCUCACUGAGCCCCUCCAUGCUGCAUUAUGGGUACAGAGAGGUUGUAUAAUGAUAUCUGGUUGAGAGAGCUGGGAGAAAUCACCAUACUAAAUCUGCCCAGAGACUGGUGACAUCACAGAGAGAGGUAUUUGAUUGGUGUAACAUUCAGCCACAGAUUGAGGCGGUGGGUGGGGGUACAGCAGAGCUCCUCCCCAUAUAUAACCACAACACCAGAGUGCCUGGAUGUGCUCCCUUAAUGGUGUGUUAGAAACUGUCAUUAAAAAUAUAUAAUUAUACCUCUCUGGGAUUUUUCCACCUCUGGCUCACUGACAGCUGUGAUUGGCUGCAAUAUCUGUCUGUCAGCCCCUGUUAAACCUAUUACUGCAGUCACUUGCUCCUAUUGGCUUUGAUGAUGUCUCUGUGUAGCUCCUCCUACUUGAAAUUAUAAUAAUAAAAGAUGGGUUGUGCCACAACUCCAAGCAUGCCUUAUUGCUUUGCUGUGUUAAUAAUAUAUAUCAUUUG